Molecule: messenger RNA, 6825 nt
Organism: Phyllostomus hastatus (greater spear-nosed bat)
Lineage: Eukaryota; Metazoa; Chordata; Mammalia; Chiroptera; Phyllostomidae
Gene: LZIC
Product: leucine zipper and CTNNBIP1 domain containing
Exons: 8
Coding region: 146-718 (190 amino acids)
Biological process (GO): negative regulation of Wnt signaling pathway
Cellular component (GO): beta-catenin destruction complex; cytosol; nucleus
Molecular function (GO): beta-catenin binding
Source: RefSeq, a predicted model, not a curated record
GUGCGUCCGACGGAAGCGCUCCUUCUGCGCGCGUCCGCCUGCCCGGGACCCUCAGGACACCGGAACUUCAAGAAUUAGAGGUUUACGCAGUUUGAGACCUGCCAGCACUGUGCAGCGUUCAGAGCAGUAAGAGACAGAGAUUAAAAUGGCUUCCAGAGGAAAGACAGAGACGAGCAAAUUGAAGCAGAAUCUGGAAGAACAGUUGGACAGACUGAUGCAGCAAUUACAGGAUCUGGAGGAAUGCAGAGAGGAACUUGACACAGAUGAGUAUGAAGAAACCAAAAAGGAAACUCUGGAGCAACUAAGUGAAUUUAAUGAUUCACUGAAGAAAAUUAUGUCUGGAAAUAUGACUUUGGUAGAUGAACUAAGUGGAAUGCAACUGGCUAUCCAGGCAGCUAUCAGCCAGGCCUUCAAAACUCCCGAGGUCAUCAGAUUGUUUGCAAAAAAACAACCAGGUCAGCUUCGGACAAGGUUAGCAGAGAUGGAUAGAGAUCUCAUGGUGGGAAAGCUGGCAAGAGACCUGCACACCCAGCAGAAAGUAGAGAUACUAACAGCUCUCAGGAAACUUGGAGAGAAGCUGACUGCAGACGACGAGGCCUUCUUGGCAGCAAAUGCCGGUGCCGUGCUCAGCCAGUUCGAGAGAGUCUCCACGGACCUUGGCUCUGGAGACAAAGUUCUUGCUUUGGCAAGUUUUGAGGUUGAAAAAACAAAAAAAUGACAUGGUGUGGAAGCUUGGGACAGUGAUCACAUUCUUGUUGUAAAUGGCAUUUUUCUUCUGGGAAUUUGGAGUCAUUGCAAAGAAAUCAAGAGAUUCUUGAAGUUCAUUAGUAACCUAAGAAAAGGUGACAGGGAAACACACCUGUGGCUUCUCUUUAUGCCCCUCACCGUUGUGCUUUGUGGAGGGCUGUCUCCUGGAGUGGUCUUGGACUUGGUGGGACGGAGGGGUCACUAGACCGUAUUCAUCACGAUCUGUCUGUUUAAGAGAGAGAAUAGGAAAUCGUUUCUCUGACUGUUUUUAUUAAGGCUCCUUGUUUUUAGGUGCUGAUAGCAAAUGGAAAGAUGCAAACUAGUGAUUCUUUUCUGCUCACAAAAAUGUAUCCCCAUUUGUUGGAGUGAGUAGUGUAGCAACAUUAACAGAUCUCAUAUGUGUUCAUAGAAUUUUAGAGUCCUAAGUGAUCUUAGAAAUCAUUUUCAUUUUACAAACCAGGAAACUGAGGCUGAAAAGGAGCAAGUGACUUGCUUAAAGUCACAUCAGAGAGUUGGGAAUAGGACUUGGGCGUUCAAAUUCUCAGUUUAGUGUCCAUUGAAUUUUAUUUUUUUUAUUCUGUGCUGUUCUUUAACAGUAAUUAACACGUAUUUGUGCAAGUCCAUGUUUAUAAAAACUUCAGUGUCCCAACAGAAAGUUGUCCCUGAGGGACCAUUCCCCGGCCGAUCCGCUCUGCUGCUGAUGAAUGGGGCCCAUUGUCUCUCUGGGUUCGGGCUCGGAACAAUGGGAGCCCUGUGGGGAGUCUCCUGAAGUAACUUAACCUCCUGUGUUGUUUCACCAGGGAAGCAAUUGGAAGUGGCAGCUAGAGGCCCUCCCUGUGUGUGACCUCUUUGCUGAAACCCACUGGGUGCUGAAUUACUGUUUACCAGUCAGUUUUGUGGAGGAACACGAAAUAAGCCCUGAGGAAAAGCACGUUUCUCUCCUGAGUGUUUACAUCUCUCUGUAAGCUAAGAUAUGCAGAUUUCCCCGAACACAUACAUGUUAGCCUCUUUCCUGGGCGCUGGCUGCUUCAUAGUCUUUCAUGUGUUUCUCAGUAUGCUUUUUCUUUUCACUUGAUACAAAUUAAAGACAUUUUUAAAACUUCAUGUAUACUGUAAACUCAACCAGGUGCUCUCUCAGCUGUACAAAUUGGGGAACUCAGCUACAUGAAUGCCUUAUUUGGAAAUUCUAAUGGGCAAUUUUUUAAUAUAUUGGUUUAGGAUGGUCCAAAACUCAUUGAAAUUGUGACAAACCAAGAGAAAGCAAAUUCCCUGCUCUUCAUCUAGGGCUUUACGGCCAAUCAUCAUUCUGCAUUUUUGCUGUAACCGAGGUGAAAUCCGCAUAACGUGCAAUGAACCGCUUCAAAGCGUGCCGUUCCGUGGCAGCAGUGCUUUGUCCGCGGUGUUGUGCAGGCACCGCCACUGCCCGGUCGCCCAGCCUCGGCCUCGCCGGCCCCGCACCGGCAAGGUCGCCUCCCGUGGGGCAGUCGCCCUGCUCCCUCCCAGCCCUGCAGCCACCGCCGGCGCGCCUCCUCUCUGGACCUGCCGAGGCCGGACAUUCCGUGUCAGUAGAGCCGUGCAGCGAGUGGCCUUUUGUGCCCGCCUUCCCGUUAGCCUGGUAUUUCCCGGGCUCGUCCGUACCGCAGCACGUGUCAGUGCUUCAUUCCCUUUACCGGGUGAGAACACUCCCUGGCGUGGGUCCCGUAUUGUGUUUUCCCACUUACCCCUCGAUGAACAGUUGGUUUUUUCCACUGUUUGGCUAUUGUGUAUAGUGCUGCCGUAAACAUUUGUGUGUAAGUAUUCGGUUAAAUACCUGUUUUCAGUUUUUUAGGAUAUGUACCUAGGAAUGGAAUUGCUGUGUUGUUGUUACUGUGUUAAGCCAUAGCAAGCUUUCCCCUUCCCCUCCAGGAAUAGGAUGAGGAAAAUUAGGAAUAUUUUGUAUUCGAAAGGGGCCUCGAUGAAUCUGGAGUCCUUCAUUUUAGUUUUCCUUAAACUUUCUGUAAGACCAACAUCAGUGAAUAUUGUCAUUAACCACAUUAACGCAUUCAUUUAGUAAGUAAUGACUAGUACUCAAUUUAAAUUAACCUUCCUUUAAAAGAGGUCAGGUUUGCAGUGUCUACCAAGACGCUGCCAAUCGUGGCAACGUGACCUUUGAUAGGUUACUUCAUCUUUUUGAGCCUCAUUUUUCUCUUCUGUUCAGUGGGGAUAAUAGGACCCCACAUAGGAUUACUCUGCAUUCCCCUCUCUUCCUUAGAACAGAAAGAAAUUUUGCAAUGGAGUUAAUCCACCAUUUAAAAGUUUUUUCAAGGGCCAUAUGAUGUAUAUUGUUUGUAAAUUUGGUAUUUAAUUCAGAAAAAUAAUUUGAAAAUUCUAUACAGCUAUAGUUAGUAAAUGACCUGCAAACUGUGUUUCCUGUUCACAUUUUGCUAUAUUUAAUCUUCUAAUUUUUUAGACCUCUUGGGAGGUCUCUCAGACUGCAAUAACUAAUGCUGAGGCAGCUAACUUUUUACAUCCUUGGGUCAAGCUAAUAUUUUAAUGAAAAGAAUUCUUGCAAUUUUUUCCCCCAAGACUUGGAGUUGAAGCAGAAGUAAGUUCCAAUGAGCAAGUGUCCAACUGGGCUGUUUAAUGAAAUCUAAUGAUCUAGAACAAUUCUUGCUUCAGUGUUUGUUUUAUUCUGUGAGUGGUAGGAUAAGUAUUCUAGGUGGGCGGCAGAGGAAGAAACCAAGAAACAGAAUGAGUUGUUCCCAGGAAGGAGUUGGAGUUUGGACAGAUGGAUUGUUAACUGGGAUUGCUGGGCUUUUCAUUGAAGACACUCAGCCCAAGAACAGCCAUCUUCAGCAAAAGAAAAGACUGCAGACCCACUGUUGCCGUGGUAUCUUCUUACAGUGAAUAAUGGAUAGUUUGAAAUUAUUACAGAAAAAAAUAAACCCAGACCAUUUUGCCUAGAGCUUUUGAGCCACUUUCCUGUCCAUUUUUCCCCUUAUUCUAUCCAUUAUUAGACCGAAGAAUGCUCCUUUGCCUCUGAAAAUGUUUUCCAGCAUUAAUAUGUAAAUUAAAACUGUCAGCAUUCCCACAGACCCAUUGAACGAGCUAUAAUUGCUUCCAGUCUGUCUGGCCCUAGAAUUAAAAGAUUUAGAAACUGGGUUAACUAGCAUUUAAUAUUUUCAUUGAGUCGCAAAAACACAGGUUAAAAAUGUGGCCCUGCUAGAUAUUCCCCUAGAAUAUGGCCUUUUGGCAUCCUAACUCACUCUCUUUGAAACCCUUCUCCCUGUUCACCCUCACAGCCAAGCGGAAAGACUCCAGUGCUGAAAGGGCCUCGGACACAAGGGGUCAGCAGUGUUCUCAGGAGUUCACGACAGAGUCCUGCCUGUGCAGGCAGGGGACCGGGAGAGUGGAGAGGUUAGCGUCCGUCCGUUGGAAGCUUCCUAAUGCUUCUGAGACAGGCACAUUCCCUACAGCCUCAGACAGAGGACUACAAUUAAAAAUAACUAGUAAGAAAGCAUUUUCUAUAAAGGAGGUCGAGGAGAGCCACCAAUUUUGAGUUAGAAGAGAGGAAGGUAGGCUGGGAAGGGUUCUUUGUAAGGUUAUGCAACAGCCACGGACCCUCUGCCCCCGCCUCCGGCAGCUGUGACCUCGAAUUUCUGAGGCCUUCCGACAAGAACCUCUGAUGCUGUGUCAUAGUCAUAAUUUCAAUACAUGGAUUAAGAGCUUAAAUGAUCUUAAUUAUGUCUGUUUGUACCAAAAUGUCUUAGUAGGUGGGGUACUUUUUUUGUUGUUACUGCUCAAUUGUCGCAUUACAUGGGGGUGUUCUUUCCUGUAAGAGGAGAUUGAUGUUUUUUUGACUCGUGUGUGAACUUGGUUCAUUUAGGCCUGCAGUUACUCCUCCAAUGCUCAUGAGCCGAGCCUACUGGAAAAAUGAAACAGUUAUCCUCAGUGAUAAUCAAAGAGGUCGGUCAUUUAGGCAAAAGCAGAUAUUUGGCCUGGAUUAGAUUAUUAUAACUGAUUGCCUUAACCCUGAUUUGAUCAUGACCUUAGAAAAUGUGGUGCUUCUACUACUUCAUUAAAAAAAAAAAGAUAACUGUGUUAGCAUCUCCGAUUUUCUGCACAUCAAGUUUAUUCCAGGUCUUGGUAAACUAUCUUAGAUUUGAUUUAUAUGCUGAGCAUAUGCUCAUUUAUUUCAGUAUUUUGUUUCCUAUUCAUUCACGAGAGGGGCGUCUGCACAUUUGAAGCAAACAGGUGGACUCGCAGCCCCGGAGCUUCAGGCUGGCGGCGCUUCUUUCCACCCCGCCGGAAGGCCAAGUGGCCCGUGAGGGACCAUGUUUCUGUCACGGCCUUUAAGCAAAACUCUUGCAAAACAAAACAAGCACACACACAAAAAAGAAGUGUGGGUAGUUUUUUCCUCUGCAUGAAAAUAUUGUGAGAAGAGUCCACAAAAAGGAGCUCACGCACACCUACCUAAUCCACUUCGCAGUCUUAGACAGGAAACCGAGGGCUCGGAGGGGGGAUGAGAGGUGUGAGCACGCGCUCCCUCCUGUGCGUGCCUCUCGCGGGACUCCGGCCGGACCAGGUGCCCAUCACGCCCCCAGGCGCUGAUGACCUCCCGCAGUGCUACUCGUGCCGGAGUGGGGGCUGGCUGUGCCAGGGUGACUGUGUUACAGUCAGAGCACUGGACAAAAUCGGGUACACAAGGCCCUUUCGGUGUGAAAACUCUAAAUGUGCUUUUCCCUGGUGGGGGUUAUCUCUUGAAAAGAAAACAUGUUUUGGAAAAAUUGUAAUGACAGUGUGGGAGCAGGGAGCCUUUCUGUCUGCUACCUCUUCUGAUCAUGCCAUUCUUUCAUCAGACAUUUACCGAGUGCUGAUACAGGCCGGGGACAUUACUUGGCUUUUUUGUUAAACUUUCUAAAACAGAUAUUGGAUGGAAUCCCUUUUUUUUUUCCUAUGAUUCUCAAGUGUUUAUAUAAUUAAUAGAAGUUUCGACACUUAGCUGCAUCACCAGAGGUUUAUCUUACAAAGAUAAAAUUGUGUUUUAAAUAGACUUAAUAAAAAAAGAUAUCUGUUACUCUGUCAUAGUUAGCUGGGUUCUUGGAAACAUUUUGGAUGUAUAUCUAUAUAUUAUAAGGAACAUUAUGCUUGGAGAUAAUCCUGAUCUAUACAAUUUGGUCUAAGUGAUCUCUUUCAACUAUAAUUUUAUCUCAUCUUUUAACCGAUCUUGUGAACUAUGUGUAUCUCAUUAAAAUAUUUGUGUUAUUAAGUUGUUUUGGGGAAUAUUAAAUGGGAAGUUGGAAUACUACUUUGGGGUAGGGAAAAUAUCUUUCCUCUCCCUCCUGUGUUCUUGGCUGAGGUUCCUGUAACAAAGCACAGAUUAAUAAGAGAAAAGCAUACACAUUUAUUUCAUAUAAAUGGUACAUGACACGACGAAAUGAAGACCCAGGGAAACAGUUAAACUGGAGUGUUUGUAUGGUAGCUUGAACGGAGAGUGGAAAGUCAUGGGAAGAUGCCGUAAGACAAAGGCAAGCCAAUGUAAACCGAGGAGAACUGAGCAACAUCUGUUUGUCCGGGUUUCUCGGUGCCCCCCGUCUUCAGGGGUGCGGCUGCUCCUUUCCUGCAGGUGUUGGGGAGGCUGCACUCCUGAGGGAUCUGCGACCUGGUCGGAGUGUCGAAAGUCCUUGCGCCUGCGUUUCUCCAAUGCCUUCACGUCGAAGUGGCAAGUGCCAGAUUUUGUGACAGCGUGUCCCCAACCCCAUCCUUCCACUUUCAGCUCUUUCUGUGCCACUCUUAAUUCUACCCCAUUUUGUCAAGUCCCCUCCCAAGUGUCCAUGAAGGUGUGUUGUAAGGAAUGGUAUUAACUGUAUAAAUUACUUUGAAGCUACAGUGUAAGGAACUGUAUAAAAGCUGACUCCUACCACUGUAUUAAAAUUAUUUAAAAUCUUAAAAUAUACACUUAAAAAUACUAAGUAAAAUGGAGGCACUAUGUUUGGUUUGACUAAAGAAAGCUUGUGUUCAUAUUCUAGAUAUUCGAAAUAAUGGGAAAUAAAGAUCAUACAAUAAAAAUAAUAUGGGAGAAAGCCCACAAUUCUGUUA